Molecule: messenger RNA, 1309 nt
Organism: Closterium sp. NIES-67
Lineage: Eukaryota; Viridiplantae; Streptophyta; Zygnematophyceae; Desmidiales; Closteriaceae
Source: the annotation of a GenBank genome assembly
AAAUCGAGAACCACCUUCUUCUCGUUCCCUUGCAUCCCAAGGUACUGCAUAUCGCAUUGCCUCAGUCUUAUUUUGCAGUACCACACUUUCGAGCUUGUACCACGUAGUAGUGCUGGUACCACGUUUUCGAGCUGGCAGUAGUAAUCGCUGCUCAGCCACACGGCACGACUGAGUCUUUCUACUGCAUUUAGAUCGUCCACUGUCCUUGAACAAUGGGGCCUCCUCGCGGUAGAGGUGGCUUCGGCGGCAGGGGCGGCGGAGGCUUCGGCGGAAGGGGCGGUGGCGGAGGCUUCGGCGGAAGGGGUGGCGGCGGAGGUCGCGGUGGUUUUGGCGGGCGUGGCGGGGGACGCGGAGGUGGAAGAGGCGGUGGAAGGGGCCGCGGAGGCGGGAGAGGCGGGGGGCGCGGGGGGAUGAAGGGCGGAGCGAAGGUGGUUGUGGAGCCGCAUCGCCACGAGGGCGUGUUUGUCGCGCGCGGGAAGGAAGAUGCCCUCGUCACCAGGAACAUGGUUACCGGGGAGAGCGUUUAUGGCGAGAAGCGAAUCAGCGUUGAGCUGGAGGAAGGGAACAAGGUGGAGUACCGAGUGUGGAAUCCUUUCCGGUCGAAGCUCGCCGCCGCCAUUCUUGGUGGCGUUGACAACAUCUGGAUUAAACCCGGAUCCCACGUGCUGUACCUCGGUGCUGCCUCUGGAACCACCGUCUCCCACGUCUCCGAUAUUGUUGGCCCGACGGGUAUCGUGUACGCAGUGGAGUUUUCGCACCGGUCGGGUCGCGAUCUCGUGAACAUGGCGAAGCGUCGAACCAACGUCAUUCCCAUCAUCGAGGACGCCAGGCACCCGCAGCGCUAUCGCAUGCUCGUCGGCAUGGUGGAUACGAUCUUCGCUGACGUGGCGCAACCAGAUCAGGCUCGUAUCGUCGCUUUGAACGCGCAUUAUUUCCUGAAGACGGGUGGGCACUUCGUUAUAAGCAUCAAGGCCAACUGUAUCGAUUCUACAGUGCCAGCAGAAGCGGUGUUCGCUAAAGAAGUGGCGAAAUUGCAGCAGGAGCAGUUCAAACCCGCGGAGCAACUUACCCUGGAGCCAUAUGAGCGAGAUCAUGCCUGUGUGGUGGGCGGUUACCGCGUGGCCAAGAAGAAAAAGGAUGGUAAUUAGUUCUUAGUUUCUUUAAUUGAACCUAAAACUGUUAUAUAAUAAACAACUGUUGAACUACUGGUCUGGGAAACGUAGAAUUUUAUAGGCUAAAUAAUUGACAGACUUCAAAUCAUGGGAAGUUGACCACCUUUGGGAACAGUUGUGUAAAAGGAGUACAUUAU